This is a messenger RNA of Diaporthe citri, 2901 nucleotides long. RefSeq lists its product as uncharacterized. NCBI's taxonomy places the organism in Eukaryota, Fungi, Ascomycota, Sordariomycetes, Diaporthales, Diaporthaceae. The transcript is spliced from 5 exons. Gene Ontology annotation, biological process: fungal-type cell wall organization; GPI anchor biosynthetic process. The record is from RefSeq and is a predicted model, not a curated record. Gene Ontology annotation, cellular component: endoplasmic reticulum. The coding region runs from base 1 to 2901 and encodes 966 amino acids.
AUGGCGACGUCCAGGUACAAAGACAAGGACGGCGGCGUGCUCUUCUCCUUCAGUGGAGUCUGGAUCAGCUGGCUGCAUACCAUCCUCGCAUACUCUGCCUUCCUCAGCGCAUUGGUCGUCGGCAUCUCGCUCCACUACCACAAGAUCGUCCAGAACGAAUGGUUCGGAUAUCCGCAGGAGUGGUUCCCCUCCGUCUCCGCCACGAUAGGCGACCGCUAUCCCGAGCGAUCCUUCUUCCAGCUGUUUAUCGCAUUAACCUCUGGUCCGAGAUUCGCCCUUGUCGCCUUCUGGUACCUCCUUUCGCGCAGGCCCGGCCACAAGCUGCCCGCCUUAGUCGCCUUCUGGGGCGUCUUCCGAACACUCACCUGCGGCGGCUGGACCUAUAUCACCUCCACCGACGACCAUGACUGGCACGACAUCUUCAUGAUCUCCUACCUGCUGGCCACCAUACCCUGGACUUUUGGGUGCAUCGCCCUCAGCCCGCCCAACCCGACUGCGAUCAAGUACAGGAAAUACGUGUCGGGCACGUUCUACGGCAGCAUCAUCCCCCUCAUUUACUUCUUUAUCCAGCACAAGGUGCACAAGGUGCCAGGAGCCUACACAACCUAUGCCUUCUUCGAGUGGUCCCUCGUCCUUCUCGACGUCGCAUUCGACGCAGUCACCGCCCUGGAUUUCGACUCGUUCGAGGUGGUCAUCAGGGACAUCAAAGGAGUCAGCAAGGGUGCCAACUCCUCGUCUGUGCCCUCGGCUGUGCUUGAGAAGGAGAAGGAAAAGGCCACCGCUGGCGUCUCCACCCUGCCCUUCGGCACCAACGCCGCCCUCGACAUUGUCGCCGACGUCUACCAUGGCUUCGUCUUCUGGUCCAUCCUCACCAGCCUGGGCGUUCUGGUCUGGUACUUCCCGCUAUGGUACAUGGGCAUCUCCGGCUACGAGGCAUUCGUCAUGUCCACUGUCUCGCCUUUCCUGCUGGGUAUAGCACCACUAAGGACGCUGGUCGUCCGCAACCUGCGCAUCGUCCACCUGCUGUCGCUGUCUGGCCUGCUGGCCUUCCUGGUCCCCGGCCCUGUGGGCCGUCUCAGCGCUGUCGGUUUUGCGGUAUGGAUGCAGUGCCUGGCUUGGGCCGCCACUUUCUACGCCGACUCCGUCCACGAGGGCAGGCUCGAGUCCAGGAUCAUGGCCUGGAUGGCCGGCCUGCUCGUGUCAAGCAUCGCGAAAUUCAUGUGGCAGACAAACAACCCCAUCUGGCCCAUUAUGCAUGGAGCCAACGGCGGAUGGAACUACACCGCACUGUUCCUCGCUGUUCCUGCUGCUCUAAGGUUCACCCGGCGUGGAGUCCUGAGCGGCGGGGACAACAGCUCAAGGAAGGACGGCUCGGCGGUGCUCUCAGCACUCAGCAUAGGUGGUCUGCUGUUCGGACUGCAUUCCCUCCUGUCCGACAGCAGCACCAUGAUCCUCUGGGUCUGGGACGGGUACCCCAUCCGAGGUCCCACCGCCAACACGUCCGCCUGGUACACCAUUUGGGCAAUGACUGGAGGCCUGCUCCUCGGUCUAUUCCGCCCACAGGUGGUCAACACCUACGGCUUCUACGCGUUUGGCUGUGUCGGCGGCGCGAUCCUGACAUACUCCAGCCACUGGUUUGGCUACCUCGGUGCACUUAUCACCGCCACCUUCUUGAUGGCCAUCUCCCAUCCCCUGAUCACCAAUGCAGCCAAGAAAAGCCCCGCCGUCACCUUUGGCCUGGGCUUCUUCGUCUACAACUUCCUGGUGCUCUUCCAUGUCUGGGUUGUUGCAUAUGCCUUCGUGCCCGGCGGCCCCCUCGUCCGCGAGCAUACCGACUGGGUCAUGCUCACCACGUUCCUGCUGAUUGGCGCUGGCUUCUUGGACAUCAACAGAAUCAACUCGUCCAAGAAAGCCGGAAAGCGGCCCAUCAGGAACAACUCGUCCCCGAAACCCCAUCGCAGGUACCAUCUCUCGAUCCUCGGCGUGUUGAACCUGCUCUUCCUCGGCGCAGCCUUCCUCCGCUUCCCCACCAACGACUACAAGCCCUAUCAUGGCGAUGCGAACCUCAUCACCGCGGGCAUCUGGACCAUUCAUUUCUCACUUGACAACGACAUGUGGAGCUCCGAGGUCCGCAUGCGCAACCUGAUCAAGGAGUUGGAGAUCGACGUCAUCGGCCUGUUGGAGAGCGACCUCCAGCGCAUCAUCAUGGGCAACCGUGACACGACCCAGUACCUCGCCGAGGACCUCGGCAUGUAUGUCGACUACGGCCCGGGCCCGAACAAGCACACAUGGGGCGCCGCCCUGCUGUCCAAGUUCCCGAUUGUCAACUCGACACAUCAUCUUCUGCCCAGCCCCGUGGGAGAGCUAGCUCCCGCAAUCCACGCAACGCUGGACGCCUACGGCACGCUGGUGGACGUCUUCGUGUUCCACUCCGGUCAGGAGGAGGACCCCGAAGACCGGCGUCUGCAGACAGAGUACCUGUCCAAGCUCAUGGGCUCGACCGACCGGCCCUCCAUUUUGCUCUCCUACCUGGUCACCAAGCCCGGCGAGGGCAACUACAACACGUACGUCUCCGAUGUGAGCGGCAUGCACGACAUCGACCCGACGGACUGGGACCGGUGGUGCGAGUAUAUCCUAUACAAAGGGCUGAAGCGGACGGGCUAUGCGCGGGUGAGCCGCAGCACAAUCACGGACACGGAGCUGCAGGUGGGCAAGUUCGUGGUGCCGCGCACAGAAGAGGAGAAGGGAGGAUUCCUCGCUGCCGAAGAGGACAGGAGGGACAGGAGGGUGAAGGAGGCAGAGAUCGAGGAGUCGAGGAGGUUCCCUGCGCUAUUUAGGGGCAAGGGGCAACGCGGACACAGAUACCACGUUUUCAACGAGCCGCGGUAUUAUAAUUUCUAG